Messenger RNA from Zerene cesonia (dogface butterfly), 1907 nucleotides. RefSeq names its product neither inactivation nor afterpotential protein G (gene ninaG). Gene Ontology annotation, molecular function: oxidoreductase activity, acting on CH-OH group of donors; flavin adenine dinucleotide binding. The record is from RefSeq and is a predicted model, not a curated record. The coding region runs from base 47 to 1867 and encodes 606 amino acids. The transcript has 11 exons. NCBI's taxonomy places the organism in Eukaryota, Metazoa, Arthropoda, Insecta, Lepidoptera, Pieridae.
GUCAAUAUUACACGAUUGUAGCAAAAGUUACUAGUUAGUGACAAUAAUGUCUCUUUAUUCAUAUAUCGGUGCAUUAACUGUAGCUAUUAUUUCUUACACGGUGUACCAAAAGUAUAUUAAUUAUAAUACUAGUAUUGUAACCAAACCCGAUAAACAUUAUGAUUAUAUUGUGGUAGGCGCUGGAACUGCGGGUUGUGUGAUAGCGGCUAGACUUUCAGAGGAUCCAAAUGUGAAGGUGCUGCUUAUAGAAGCUGGAGGUCAUAUGGGAUACUUCACCAAUAUACCUCUAACAGCUACUGCUGCACAACAGGGUCCAAAUGAUUGGUCUGUUCGCGCUAGACCUCAGAAGUAUUCGUCUUUCGGAAUGUGGGAUCAGACUCCAAUUUUACCUCGAGGAAAGGGCCUUGGUGGCUCUGGUCAGAUCAACUUUCUCCUUCAUGGAUUCGGUCUUCCUGAAGAUUAUAACAGAUGGUCGCGCCUUGGCUUCGAAGGGUGGACUUUCAAAGACCUAAAACCAUAUUUCAUGAAGGCCUUCGGAACAACUGAAAGCGAAUUUGAAUCCCCGUGUUUAUCUGCUGGUUAUUGUGAUGAGACAAAGGCUCCAAUGCAACUAAAACUCGUACAGGAUUACGAGCUAACGUCAAUAUUCAAGCGCGCUUCCUCUCGAUUGGCGGACAGAUACACGCUGUUUCGGCGCGCGACCGCUGCCGUACGCGACGGGCGGCGACAUCAGGCGUACAACGCGUACUUGAAACCAGCGUUGAAUAGACCCAACUUGCAUGUUAUGUUAAAGACGCAGGCCAUAUCGAUAAGGUUUGACAACAACGUCGCAUCAUCACUGUAUUUAUUAGCAGACCACAAGUAUCUGAACAACAUAUUUGUGAAAAAGGAAAUAAUUUUGUGCGCUGGUGCUAUCAAAACUCCACAGAUAUUGAUGCUAUCCGGGAUAGGGCCUAGGGAUUUAUUAAAAAGACUCAAAAUCCCUCCAGUAUCAGAAAACAACCACGUGGGUAGAAAUCUUCAUGACCACAUGAACGUUCCAAUAUACGUAAGCAUCAAGAAACCGAUCAGCGUCACGCUCGCGAAAGUUUUCACUUUGUCUACAGCUUGGGAUUAUUACUGGAAAGGAGAAGGGUUGCUAUCAUUCCCACCAGUAGCGGGCGUCGAAUAUAAAAAUACAUCCGCCCUAAUGCUUUUUGCAAUGGGAUCCACAAGUGAACGACUGUUGCGGGACCUCUCUAAUUAUAACCCACAGGUCAAGGUGUUCCGCGACUCGUUCCCAUUCCACAACGACACAAGCAAGGAAGGGUUCGUGUUCCUUGCGGCUUGCAUCCAGCCCAGGAGCAGGGGUAGUGUCACGCUGCGCGACACCAGCACCACCGUGCCUGUGGUGGUCAAUCCGAAUUACUUGCAUCAGGAUUGGGACGUCAAGUGCAUGGUUAGAGCUGUUCGCAGAGCAGAAAGGCUGGUCACCACCAAGCCAUUCAAGGAGAUAGGUGCAAGGAUACACUGGCCUCGGCUCGAGAGGUGCUUGAGCUUCUGGCAGUACUCCAAGCAGGAUCAGAUCGGUCUACAGAGACGGAGGAAAAAAUUGAAGUCUCAAACAACAGAGAAGCCAAAACCAAGACCAAGCCCACCAAACGAGUACCUAGAAUGCUUAGUUCGAGAAAUAGCAGUGACGGGUCAUCACGUAAGCGGGACUGCAGCCGGUGGUACUGUGGUGGACAACGAGCUCAGAGUAAAAAACGUCACGGGACUUCGAAUAAUGGAUGCCAGUGUGUUCCCAUCGCCGAUAUCCUUGUACCCAAAUUCAGUCAUCAUAGGAAUGGCGGAAAAAGCUGUGGAAUUGAUCCGGAGUAACGUGUGACUGUUAAUAUACUUAUGAAUAUAUUGUAGUUUCAUUUCAA